AACUCAGUUAAGUUCUUGCUCUUCCUCCUCAGUCUUGCACUAUUAUCAGUGUUCGACUGAUCCUGACUUCGACGUCUGUUUGUACAGUGACUUGGCCAUCAAUAAAUACCCCCAAAGGUUUGAUAUUCGGUCCGGGUGCACCCCAAACUUGAACCUGGACCUAUGGCCCUGGGUUCAGUUCGGGUUCGUCCCGGGUUCAUGUGGUCCUGCACCGGACUACUAUCAUCACAGCUAAAGCUAGUCAUGGCCGAAUCACACUUUAGUGAACGGGGCUUAAGACUGCUCUCAAUAGAUGGGGGUGGUAUACGGGGACUGUCUCCGUUAUUCAUUCUCCGCAACCUGAUGUGGAGGAUCAGGAUGGCCAAUGAUCUCGACUACACCCCGCGGCCAUGCGAAUACUUCGACCUGAUAGGCGGAACGAACACAGGGGGGUUAAUCGCCUUGAUGUUGGGCUGCCUAAGCAUGUCCGUCGAGGAAGCGAUCGCCUGCUGGGAACAGUUUUCUGUCAAAGGUUUUGAUGACACGAAGGGAUUCGGAAUACAUGACGGCAAAUACAAGGCUAGCAGCUUCGAAGAUAUUUUGAAAUCAAUUGUGAAGGACCACACUGAGUCUCACAACCCCGAAGUCGAGAUGAUGGAGGAAAGUGCAGCGGCAUGCAAAGCCUUCGUCUGUGCUAUGAACGCGGACAACAUGAACGCGUUGAUUCCUGUUCUUUUCCGCACUUACUAUCACCCCAAAGAAGCCCCGAGAGAUUGCAAGAUUUGGGAAGCUGGGCGUGCUACAUGUGCCAUGCCCGUUCUCUUCAAACGAAUUGAGAUUGGCUCACAGUACAUGAAGCAGUCAUAUAUCGACGGCGGGGUGGGCUGCAACAAUCCUGCAAAGAUGGUGCUGAAAGAGGCUAGGGAUGUGUUUCCUGCCAGGGAAAUCGUGUGUCUACUCAGCAUCGGCACUGGCUAUCCCAAGACGAUCGCGAUCCGAGCCGCUGCGAGAUCGCACCUGAGUAAUUCGGUUGACGAUGUCGGCAAAGCGCUCAUGGACAUCGCCACAGAUUGCGAGGAGACGGCGCAAGACCUUGCCAAGAAGUAUUGUGACAUACCAGAUGUCUACUUCCGGCUAAACGUCCAGCGGGGUAUGGAGCAAAUUAUGCCGGAGCAGUGGGAUCAUUUAUCCCAAGUGGAGGCGCAUACAGACCAGUAUCUCAAGGACGCGAACAUAGACCCAAUUGUUGAGAAGAUCGUUAAGAUACUUGUAGAGGGUGGGCCGAACUUUGACAUAUCAACCCGAUCAUCACAGUAGGGAUGUGCACCAUAUCUGUACCGUGGUGGAUACGGAUACGGGUUCGUACCAUGGCUACCUUCGAUAACAAUACGGCCGUAUUUAUACAGUGGAAGUACGGUUGUUGAGGUGGUUGGGGACAACGUAAUGCCACCGAGAUAUUCGUCUUCGUCGCCAAACUGUCCAUAUGCGGACAGCGCUACCGUCACGGUACGGAUUUGCCAUCAAUGUACCGUACUAGGCAGGAAUUUUCGUACGGUCUACAGCCGUG
Messenger RNA from Desarmillaria tabescens, 1546 nucleotides. Its product is annotated as FabD/lysophospholipase-like protein. Bases 163 to 1296 code for a protein of 377 amino acids. The record is from RefSeq and is a predicted model, not a curated record. Gene Ontology annotation, biological process: arachidonate metabolic process. Gene Ontology annotation, cellular component: membrane. Lineage: Eukaryota; Fungi; Basidiomycota; Agaricomycetes; Agaricales; Physalacriaceae. The transcript is spliced from 6 exons.